AUGAGCCAAGACCUCGACCACGCUGCUUUCCCUCACCUCACUUGGAUCAAGAGGGAAGCUCUCAACCGCCUCGUAGCGGUCGUCACGUCGCUGCUGCGCUCAGCGACGCUCGACCAACAGCGUCCAGUGUCCACGGAGCGCGAGCUCGUUGCUGCGAAUCAGCGAGUGUCAACUCCCUCGCGCAGUUUUAAGAAUGACGCUGUGAAACUAUGUCGUGACUAUCGACUCCGUCGAUGCGUCGAGCAAUUGUCAACGUCAUGGGUCACGUCGGAAUGGAUUUUGGAGCGGUCGAUAUCUAACGUGCUUCCGUUGCCGGAAGGUCGGUCACCGCGCGGCGCACCAGUGCCAGUGCUUGUGCAUGCUGAUGUCAAGUUUGUAUCUGCCGAACAGCCAAAAAACGGUAGCCUCCACGUCGCCGGUGCACGACGAUCACUGCGCGCGGUCCUGGAUUCAAAAGCGACUAACAACUUUAUGUUUGCGUCAUGUCUGCCGAUUGACUGGUUGGCCCGGUCAGUCAAACGUCGUAGUGACUGCGACGUUAGAGAGGUAUUCUCCGAUCUCCUGGUCGCACAGAAGGACUGGCCUUACGCUACCGUCAUGGAUUUAUUAUCCACGACGCAUGUUGUGCUCGGAGCAUCUGAAUGCCCUCUCUGUACGGCUUGUGCAGUGCUUCUAUACGAUGAACUCUCGCAGCGAUGCGCGGCCCGAGAUCAAUUGGCGGUUGAGCAUGGACUCCCGCUGAUAAAUGCGAUGGCGGUUAAGCAGGGGUUUCCGCUAGAGGGAGGGGUGCGGUCUUUUCCAGUGAGAGCGAUUCAUCAUUUUCGAGUUUGCACUCGAGGCGGAGAAAGAAGAAUUCCAAACCACGCCGACUGA
Plasmopara halstedii is the source of this 873-nucleotide messenger RNA. RefSeq lists its product as uncharacterized. NCBI's taxonomy places the organism in Eukaryota, Oomycota, Peronosporomycetes, Peronosporales, Peronosporaceae. The record is from RefSeq and is a predicted model, not a curated record. The coding region runs from base 1 to 873 and encodes 290 amino acids. The transcript has 3 exons.